GGGCCGCAGGGUCUGGGUAGCGGCUGCGACCGCGGCGGUUUGGUCCUGCAGUGCCGGGGGUCUAGUUGCGGGAGAGUGCUGGUGAUGCUGGCCCUCAGCCGGACUCAGGCCGCUGCCGACCCGCCCAGAAGAAUACUGGAAUACCCUCAAUGAACUUCCAUUUCCAGAUUUGCAAUUUGGAAAGACUAUACAAGGCUCUAAGUGCCUGCCAUCAUCUCCCAGUGUGAAGAAAGUUUAUCAUUAGAAGGCUGUCCACAAGCUCUAAACAGAUGCAUGAAACAGUUCCCUUGAAGAUCCCAGUGGACCAACUGGAGAAAUUGGAGGAAUCUCCAAAAGAAAGGAGCCCCUACCUGGAGACUCUGGAGGAGAGUCUACCUGAAGGCCUAAAGGAUGAAGAAAUAAAGAAAAGCAGCCUAGAAGUGACACCAAAUAAAUACAACCAUCAAUAUCAUAAGCUGUUCAAGGACAUCCCCCCAGAGGAAACAGUUCUGAAAGUGUGUUCCUGUGCACUCCAAAGGGACAUCCUCAUCCAAGGUCGUCUGUACAUCUCCCACAACUGGCUCUGCUUCCAUGCCAGCCUCUUUGGCAAAGACAUCAAGGUAGUCAUCCCUGUGCUGUCUGUCCAGAUGAUUAAAAAGCACAAGAUGGCCAGACUCUUGCCCAACGGACUGGCUAUUACAACCAACACAAGCAGAAAGUAUAUUUUCGUGUCACUGAUCUCAAGGGACAGCGUGUAUGAUGUAUUAAGAAGAGUCUGCACCCAUCUGCAGCCUUCCAGUAAGAAGAGCCUGAGUGUAAGAGAAUAUCCAGAUGAACCUGAUUCUGAGUCUCUGGAGGGCCUCGUUCCAGAAAUGAAAUGGAGAAAGAUGUCCCCAACUACAUUGUCUCUGUCCCUCCCUGAUGAUGUCUUCCCCUGCAUUCACCGGGGAUCCAUGAGCAGCCUGGGCACCAAGGAGAGCUCUUUCCCCUCUGAGAAACCCCUGGCAUCUGAUAAUGUCAUCCACACAGAGGAGGAGCUGGAAGGAGAACCGGAGGGCAGCCCAGAGCUGAGGCCCUGGGAUUAUCAACUGCUCAAAGUCUUCUUUGUACUGAUCUGCCUCCUCGUGCUAUCAUCAUCCUACAUGGCAUUCCGAAUCUUUAGGCUGGAGCAGCAACUGUGUUCUCUGAACUGGGACUCCGUCUCCCACAAACACAGGGACUUGCCCAUAAAUUCCCCGUGUGGAAAGCCAAAGUGAAGCCUGGAAACCCUCCUGAUAUUUUCCUCCUCCUCGGCCCUGCACCCCCACAACUCACCCACAGACUACCUGCUGGUUUUCACUUUCCAUCAGUCUCAGGUUCUUUCCCUGUGGCAGGUGACAACAGUAGAAGUUACACGCAUCCCCUUUCCAAAAGAAGGGAGCUCUUGGUGUGGAGAUUCCAGCAUAGUUCCCCCUCAAUUUGUGUUGCUGAAAUGCUAAGAAGAGUCUUAAUGAAAAGUUUGCUAAUUUUCCUGCUACCUUGAACGCUUGAUCUGAAGUACUGUUUAUGAAGGAAUCCUCUCCUGGUCUUAAAGGACUCAACUCAUCAGAUGGAGAAACCAGCUGUGGGAUCCUGUGCUGUUUCAGCUGUCAGGAACAAGUGGGGGAAACAGGCUAAACUGCUUCUCAGAAAUGGUUGCUUUCAGUAGGCAGAAUGGUUUUUGGGCUACUUGGGCAUCAAGAAUAGGGUCUCACUGAUGUCACUCCUACCAUAAUGUCCUUCACUCCAGUUAUCUUUGGGAUCCGAGGAUUGAAUGCCUCAGCUCAUUCUGUGACUUAUUCCUUUUGCUCCCCUGAACUAGCCUUCAUCUGGCUAAAUAAGAAUUGCUUCCUCUGGGUUCCCUGAAAGUCUUACCCAGACAAAGUCAAACACCUGAAGCCAAAGAGAACUGUGUUGCUAGGGUACCUAGACAUAAGUUCAUGACAAAGCUGACUUGGAAAAAGGGGAGAGAGACUAUGGUUCUUAGGUGGAGGAAGAGGAGAUGUAGGAACAGAAGGAGGGCAGUGCUUGUAUUUGUGGCCAAGUCUACUUGUGCCUGACAGCCUGGGAAGCUAGAAAGGCAACAAGGAGGAGAUGACAGGGCACUCAGUGGCUUCUAAGGGCUAUUUGGGGGAGGAGGCUGUGGGAAGAAAAGAUGAUAUCCCAAAGGAUUUCUUUGCUGAGUGUUGUCUACUUCAACCAUUAUGUGAAGCCAGAGAGCUGACAGGCCAGAGGUAACUUAGUAAAAUAAGGCAGGGCCAGUGUUUUUGCUUGAAUUAUGGGAGUUAUCGUUGGGGCUAAACUUAGGUAUAGAAGUAAAGUGAAUAAUUGUGCCUUUAAUCUAUGCUAUUCUUGAAUAUACACUUUCAGCUCUCUUUCACAAAUGGUACCUUGGACUGUUGCUUCAUUUUCUGAACUUCAGCUGGCACUGAUUACUGGGGCUAUAUAGAAUUUACUUAAGAUCCUCUCUGAAAGAAUAUUAUGAUGGGAAGAGAAGCCUGUUUCACUUCUCUUUCCCCCACUCCCAAACUCCAUUUAAAUAAUUUACUCACGGCUCAGGUGCUUCUUGGCUUUCCACACCUUGUUUUAAAGACUAGAUAUGUCAAUAUUUGAAUUAAAACAGUUCCCAGAUUUUUCUUCUUCAAUCUUCCAGCUUUCUUUCUAAGUCUUUCCUAUCAAGAUUUUUUUUUUUUUUAAGGACACAACUUGAUAAUACUGGUCUUCCCCCUUUUGGAGAAGGGAAAAAAAUUUCUGAUCUUCCAAUAAAAUGUAAGCCCACAAACUCUUCCUGAGUGCAUGAGAUUUGGAAGAAGCAGAAGGAAAUGAAGUUAGCUGAAAAUGUAGUAAAUUGGUUAUCAUGAAUCCCAGUGCAAAAGACCUGUUCUCACAAUUUCCUCUGUUUAGCAUCCCAUUCCUUAUUACCAUGGUUUCCAUUCUUUCCCUUUCUUAAACUUUGGCUAUCUUAGCACCUGGGAUAGGCAGGGAGUCUAGCUUCUCUUCCUAACGUUUAAAUUCAGACAAAGAAGGAACCUAAGGAAAAAGGGAACAUGUCAAAGGCAUCACUAAUGACGGAACAGAAGUUCCUACCAUGGAAAGCUAUCCUUCCCCUUUUCAAGAUUCCUGAGAUAGGCUCCUUGGCCACUUGGGAUGUUCCUUUUUGGACUCUAGAGAAAGAAAGCAGAAAUACUAAGCUUUAAAGUGGACAUAUUAUUGAAUGAAAGUCCCAGCUUUCUGGGACACUUAAAAGACAAUCUAAACAAAGAGUGGGGGGAGGGAUAUUUGUGAAACUUCCCUAAUUGAACUCUGCAACCUUAAUGCUGCUGUAAACAUUGGAAUGCCCUGCCCCUUCUGAGAAGCUCCUAGAUCUGUCACACUACCUCCUUCAUCUUGUCCUAGUCCGCGGAGAGUCAGACAGCACUGGGAAGUUGAAGCCAUCUCAUCCCUGAAUCCUAGAGUGGGAAGGGACCUCAGAUGUUGCUUAAUUUAAUCAAUAUCUGAAGCAUGAGUUUGCAUUACAGGGAAUGUAGGCCUUCAGCAAAUGGCCUUCGAGAUCUUCAGAUAGGGAACAUACAAUCUCAUGAGACAGCUCAUUUAAUUUCUGGGAAACUCUAUUUAAAAAAAAAAAAGAUUUUGCUUAUAAUAUGCAAUCUCUAUUUGUUGGUCUUACCUUUGUCUUCUGGGGCCAAAAAAAUCGAGUCUAAUCUCUUUUUGACUUGAAGAUCUUCAAAGAGUUGAAAAUAAUGUCAAUAUUCUAAGUCUUUUAUUCAAACCAAACACCCCCUGGACUUUCGUGUUUCCUUAUCAGCCUGGCUGACCUCCUCUAGAUGUGCUUCAGCUUGUCUAUGUCCUUCCUUAAACAUGGCAACCUCUUCUGAAUGUAUUUUAGAUUCUAUUUUCUGACAAAGAAAUAUUAUAGAAGAAUUAUCAUCUCCUCUAUUCUGGACACUCAUGUUUUUAAACAUAAAAUCACAUUAUUUUUUCUGGUUGCCAUAUCACACAUUUAGUCAUAUUGUAGCCCAUUAAAAAUUAUACUACCUUUUCAUAUGGAUUACCUUCUAAUAAUGUCUUUCUUUCCUUCCUCCCCACCCUGACCCUGGCAGCUGACUUUUUAAAUUCAAGUAUAGCACUUCACACUUACAUUUCUAAGGUUACUCUGGGGACUGCAGGGUUAGUAGUUGAGUUCUAGGGGCAAUGUGGAGUCUUCUAUUGUGAUAACUGAAGUUGUAAACUAUACGUAUUUAUUACACAGA
Molecule: messenger RNA, 4247 nt
Organism: Antechinus flavipes (yellow-footed antechinus)
Lineage: Eukaryota; Metazoa; Chordata; Mammalia; Dasyuromorphia; Dasyuridae
Gene: GRAMD2A
Product: GRAM domain containing 2A
Exons: 13
Coding region: 270-1235 (321 amino acids)
Biological process (GO): regulation of store-operated calcium entry
Cellular component (GO): extrinsic component of cytoplasmic side of plasma membrane; endoplasmic reticulum membrane; organelle membrane contact site
Molecular function (GO): phosphatidylinositol-4,5-bisphosphate binding
Source: RefSeq, a predicted model, not a curated record